This is a messenger RNA of Umbelopsis ramanniana AG, 1005 nucleotides long. RefSeq lists its product as uncharacterized. The record is from RefSeq and is a predicted model, not a curated record. NCBI's taxonomy places the organism in Eukaryota, Fungi, Mucoromycota, Umbelopsidomycetes, Umbelopsidales, Umbelopsidaceae. The coding region runs from base 1 to 1005 and encodes 334 amino acids. The transcript has a single exon.
AUGCUUGCCAAUAUUACACGUCAGCUCAUUCGGGUAAUACAAUUCUUGAGUGCCCUUGGUACACUCAUUGGCCAUUGCAAAGAGACUGCCUUCAUCAAUGUCUACGAAACAUUAAUCGACAACGAUACAUCCGAUGCAAUGUCGGAUACCUUUGUACCUCAAGUACCAUCCGUAGUACUGUUUCUGGUUUCUGCACUAUCAAUGGUUGCUAGCUUGACAAUUGCCGCGUUAGCAUUUCGCAGGGUGGUUAGGAUUCAGCGCAUUGAACGUGCAGUAGCCUUCUGUAUGGUACUGUUGUGGGGUAUUUCUGUUACUGCUGUUUUCGCGUUGGAUGGACAGUUCUUCACGGCCAACGACGCCGAUUCUCCUUCUGACACGAACGACACCGAUUACAACGUCGAGAUACAACUUAUUACCUCGAUUGAUGUCACUAGGGCACUGGCUUUGGUGGCUCUUGCAAGUUGGAUAGCUGGUUUGAUGGGCUCUUUGUUGUCAGACUGCUUUUCCGACUGCCGACAAACUCAUGACAUGGAGGAAAAGGCUCAACUGAGUAACUGGCCACUGAAUAUGACAGCCCCACCGGAAUACAGUGAACGAUAUGGAGAAUUGCCUCACCACACAUCUUUGAAACCUCCUUCAACUUUAACUUCAAGCUCAUCGUAUAAUCGAAACUCUUUCUACAAAACACCUAUGGAAGUUGCUACUCGUUCCAACUCUCCCAUGGUCCUUAGUCAUUAUGAGGACAUGUCUUCUACGCACAGUUGGGAAUCGUCUAGCCCUUCCAGUCCUCUAACUCCAACGCAUGGCUUGGAGUUACCGCUCCAGGCACAUAGCAUACCUGACGACCCAGCCACAACCAACGGCCUGCGCCCCUUUUCAGGCAUCCCAACUAUCCGAAUCCUGCCCGAUGGUCCUGAGCAAGAUGUGUUGCCAACUUCAUUUGCAUAUCUUAUCACUAAUCCCAAACCUGUGGCUAGUCUUCGUCGCGCCAGUUCUUUGGGUUAG